This is a messenger RNA of Medicago truncatula (barrel medic), 651 nucleotides long. RefSeq lists its product as uncharacterized. Lineage: Eukaryota; Viridiplantae; Streptophyta; Magnoliopsida; Fabales; Fabaceae. Gene Ontology annotation, molecular function: 3'-5' exonuclease activity; nucleic acid binding. The record is from RefSeq and is a predicted model, not a curated record. Gene Ontology annotation, cellular component: cytoplasm; nucleus. The transcript has a single exon. Bases 1 to 651 code for a protein of 216 amino acids. Gene Ontology annotation, biological process: nucleobase-containing compound metabolic process.
AUGGCCGGUCAAUAUUUUAUCAAGCACCACAUCAUGCAUCACACUCAUACCAAAAUUUGGUUGUUUGAGCUUAAUGGAGAUGAAAUCCAAACCACCGUGACAGAUGAUGAGAAAUUGAUUGACGAUCAUAUAUCAUCUUUCUUACGCCCUACCAACAAUCACGGAACGAAGGUUAUUGGGAUUGAUACCGAGUGGCGUCCAAUUAUCUAUAACAAUCACGAUGAAACCAGACCCGCAAUUUUUCAACUUUGCGACGGAUAUUCGUGUCUUAUUCUUGACCUACACUCUCAGUUUGAGGUUCCCCUCUCACUUCUUAAUUUUCUUCGUCAACCAAAUUAUACCUUCGUUGGUUGUGGCAUUAAGGAUAAUUUUGUUAACUUGGAGAAGCAUCAUGGGAUUGGAUGCAGAAAUGCAGUUGAACUUGGAACCCUAGCUGCCACUCUCAUGAAUGCGCCUCAUUUAAGUUUUUGUGGCGUUGAUGAACUUGCAUUUGUGGUCGAUAAACUUGAUCUUCGUAAGUAUAGGCCUUUAAGCAUGAAUUUUAACUGGGGUGAUUAUCCCCUUAAGGAAGAACUUGCUAAACUUGCUACUGUUAAUGUUUACUCUUAUCAUAAGAUUGGGAGUAAAUUGCUUGGAAGGUAUAUACCUUAA